GGCUCUCCCUUUUCCCCUCCUUGGCGGGUGGAGGAGGUCGAAGCGGUGCUGGACGCGCUCCCCUUCCUCUCCGGCCACCUCCCCGGCGCUCUCGCGCUGCGCGGUCUCUCAGACGCAAGACUGUCCCGGCCCGGAUAUGGCUCGUGGACAGCAGAAGAUUCAGUCUCAGCAGAAAAAUGCCAAAAAGCAAGCUGGACAAAAGAAGAAACAAGGACAUGACCAAAAGGCUGCUGCCAAAGCUGCCUUAAUAUAUACCUGCACUGUUUGUAGGACACAAAUGCCAGACCCUAAGACCUUCAAGCAGCACUUUGAGAGCAAGCAUCCUAAGACUCCACUUCCUCCAGAAUUAGCUGAUGUUCAGGCAUAAAGUUGUUUACAGGUGAAUUCAUGACACCUUUGACUCUUCUACUGUCUCAGACCUUAGGUAACAAACCUGCAGCUGCUUUUCUAACAAACUGUUGAUCAGCAAAAAUAAAGGGGCUACAGAAACACUCAUUUUUAUGCUGUUCCCUUUUGGGCUUCAUGCAAAGACAAUUCUGUGUAAAUGUACAGUUGACUCUGAUUUGGAAAUCUGAAAAUCAGUCCAUCCUUGUUAUAAAAAUUUUUUUACAAUUGUAAUUAUAUUGAUGUUCAUAUUGUGUAAAAUAACUCAUUUAAUAAAGUAGUACUUUGAUUUUA
This is a messenger RNA of Phacochoerus africanus (Common warthog), 678 nucleotides long. RefSeq names its product zinc finger protein 706 (gene ZNF706). The record is from RefSeq and is a predicted model, not a curated record. NCBI's taxonomy places the organism in Eukaryota, Metazoa, Chordata, Mammalia, Artiodactyla, Suidae. The coding region runs from base 137 to 367 and encodes 76 amino acids. The transcript is spliced from 4 exons.